CAUCCCCGGCGGCAACGCAUCCGAUAUCUCACAGGGGAAAAACCAAAUAUGAGCAUUUCAAGAAGUGGUAGUAACAGCACAACCCAAGCUUGCGCUGCAUGCAGAUACCAACGCAGGAAGUGCGCUCCUGACUGCAUUCUCGCCCCUUAUUUUCCUCACGAUCGUCAAAGACAGUUCCAAAACGCCCAUAAAUUGUUCGGUGUCAGCAACAUUACCAAGAUCAUCAGGCACCUCAAUCCCCCCGAGAAAGACAUCGCCAUGCACACCAUCGUGUUUCAAUCCGAUGCUCGAGCCAAUGAUCCUGUCGGCGGCUGUUACAGGAUCAUCCAAGAGCUCCAGCGUCAGAUCGAGUACAGCCAGGCCGAGCUAGACCUGGUUUUGCACCAGCUAGCUAUAUGCCGUGCACAGGUCGCUCACCAGCAGCAAAUGCAAGAAUCUGGGUGUGAUUCGACUCUAGGCUGUGAAUUGGUGAACCUGGAUUUGUUGAACUCGUAUAACUCGAAUUUCUAUUACGUUCAAGAACCCCAGGAGAAGCAAUUCGGUUUAAGUGAUCAUAUCAAUAACAACAACAACAACAACAACCAACAUCAGUUACAGCAAGAAACAACUUAUGAUCAUUCAUGGGGCAUACAAGAAUCAACUACGGCAAUGUCGUCUUUGAAUAUCAAGCAGACUUUUAUCGAAUAUUGCGAUGAUCGUCAUGAAGAAGUUAAGUCCGAUCUUGGGAUUCCUUGCGAAAGACAUGAGAUGAAGUUUGAAAACGAUGAACUAGUCGAAAGGAGGUUUGUCCCAUCCACACAAUUAGUUAUGUCAUCUUAAUAAUUAAAUUUGUGUUCAUCUUCUGAUCAUUUUAUAUAUAAUAUAAAGCAGAAUAAUAAAUGCACGACAGAAAUGCACAAUAAAGUUUUGAUCUAUUAUGUGGCUUUCAUUU
Molecule: messenger RNA, 931 nt
Organism: Hibiscus syriacus
Lineage: Eukaryota; Viridiplantae; Streptophyta; Magnoliopsida; Malvales; Malvaceae
Product: LOB domain-containing protein 22-like
Exons: 1
Coding region: 49-819 (256 amino acids)
Source: RefSeq, a predicted model, not a curated record